CUCGCUGGCCGCCUGCGUGCGCGCGCGGAGCCGCCCGCCCGGGGCCCGUGUCAUUGGCGAAGGAGACGAUGUCUCACUGCAGCGGCGCUUCCCGCCUCCUGGGCCGCCUCCUGCUCUUGCAGCAGAAUGGAGUACGUCACUGUUCCUAUUCAGCCACACGGAAAAAUCUUUAUAUCAAUAAAAAUACAAAGGUUAUCUGCCAGGGUUUUACUGGCAAACAGGGCACCUUUCAUAGCCAACAGGCAUUGGAAUAUGGCACCAAACUAGUAGGUGGAAUUUCCCCAGGGAAGGGGGGCAAAACUCAUCUGGGCCUGCCAGUCUUUAACACCGUGAAAGAGGCUAAAGAACAAACAGGUGCCACUGCCUCUGUUAUAUAUGUGCCUCCUCCAUUUGCUGCUGCUGCAAUUAACGAAGCUGUUGAUGCAGAAAUCCCCUUAGUUGUGUGCAUUACGGAAGGUAUUCCACAGCAGGAUAUGGUUCGGGUUAAACAUAAACUGAUCCGUCAGGAUAAGACUCGACUAGUGGGCCCAAAUUGCCCUGGAGUCAUCAAUCCUGGAGAAUGCAAAAUUGGUAUCAUGCCAGGCCACAUUCACAAGAAAGGAAGAAUUGGUAUUGUGUCAAGGUCUGGCACCCUGACGUAUGAAGCUGUACAUCAGACGACGCAAGUUGGAUUGGGACAGUCCUUCUGUGUUGGGAUUGGAGGAGAUCCCUUCAAUGGAACUAAUUUUAUUGACUGUCUUGAUGUCUUCCUGAAGGAUCCCCAAACAGAGGGGAUAAUAUUGAUUGGUGAGAUUGGAGGCAAUGCUGAAGAAGAUGCAGCAGCGUUCUUGAAGGAAAAUAAUUCCAGUCCAAAUGCCAAGCCUGUAGUGUCAUUCAUAGCUGGUCUGACUGCUCCUCCUGGCAGAAGAAUGGGUCAUGCUGGGGCAAUCAUUGCUGGGGGAAAAGGUGGCGCUAAAGAGAAAAUUGCUGCUCUUCAAAAUGCUGGCGUUGUUGUCAGUAUGUCUCCUGCUCAGCUGGGUAGCACUAUACACAAGGAGUUUGAGAAGAGGAAACUGCUGUAAAACCCCUGGAACAUUGUCACAGAAAAGUCAAGACAGCACCUUGCCUCUAUAUAUCUGUCGUCCACUAAUCUUCAGCUGCCUGAAUGUGACUGAUACUUGGUUUCAAUUUGACUUUAAAGCCAUAAACUUUAUUUCAAUGUCUCCUGCUCAGAAAUGGUCACCUGAUUGUACAUCAUAGCAAAUUAAUAAAUCUACCACUAAAUUUGAUUUUUG
This is a messenger RNA of Emys orbicularis (European pond turtle), 1274 nucleotides long. It is a transcript of the gene SUCLG1, whose product is annotated as succinate-CoA ligase GDP/ADP-forming subunit alpha. Gene Ontology annotation, biological process: tricarboxylic acid cycle. Gene Ontology annotation, cellular component: mitochondrion; succinate-CoA ligase complex (ADP-forming). The coding region runs from base 69 to 1061 and encodes 330 amino acids. The record is from RefSeq and is a predicted model, not a curated record. Gene Ontology annotation, molecular function: succinate-CoA ligase (ADP-forming) activity; succinate-CoA ligase (GDP-forming) activity. NCBI's taxonomy places the organism in Eukaryota, Metazoa, Chordata, Testudines, Emydidae. The transcript has 9 exons.